AUGGUCGUGUCCUCCAACCGCUACGUUGCCAUCUGCAAACCCCUGCCCUACGGGACCCUCCUGGGCAGCAGAGCUUGUGUCCACAUGGCAGCAGCUGCCUGGGGCAGCUGUUUUUUCUAUGCUCUUCUGAACACAGACAAUACAUUUUCAAUACCACUUUGCCAAAGUAAUUCCUGGGACCAGUUCUUCUGUGAAAUCCCCCAGAUCCUCGAGCUCUCCUGCUCAUAUUCCUAUCUCAGGGAAUUGGGGAUUAUUGUGGUCAGUGUCUUAGUAGUAUUUGUCUGUUUUGUGUUCAUUGUGGUGUCCUAUGUGCAGAUCUUCAGGGCCGUGCUGAGGAUCCCCUCUGAGCAGGGACGGCACAAAGCCUUUUCCACCUGCCUCCCUCACCUGGCCGUGGUCUCUCUCUUUAUCAGCAUUGGUGCAUUAUCCUACCUGAAACCUCCUUCCAUCUCGUCCCCAUCCCUAGACCUGGCAGUGUCAUUUCUGUAUUUGGUGGUUCCUCCAGCAGUGAACCCCCUCAUCUACAGCAUGAGGAACCAGGAGCUCAAGGACACCCUGAGGAAACUAAUGGCUGAAUGCAUUUCAAAAGCAAUAGACUUCCUGUCUUCUGCACGUCACUCAUGA
Molecule: messenger RNA, 624 nt
Organism: Columba livia (rock pigeon)
Lineage: Eukaryota; Metazoa; Chordata; Aves; Columbiformes; Columbidae
Product: olfactory receptor 14J1-like
Exons: 1
Coding region: 1-624 (207 amino acids)
Biological process (GO): G protein-coupled receptor signaling pathway
Cellular component (GO): membrane
Molecular function (GO): odorant binding; olfactory receptor activity
Source: RefSeq, a predicted model, not a curated record